Messenger RNA from Wyeomyia smithii (pitcher-plant mosquito), 828 nucleotides. It is a transcript of the gene HP1c, whose product is annotated as chromobox protein homolog 3. Gene Ontology annotation, cellular component: nucleus; pericentric heterochromatin. Bases 122 to 706 code for a protein of 194 amino acids. Gene Ontology annotation, biological process: negative regulation of transcription by RNA polymerase II; chromatin organization. Gene Ontology annotation, molecular function: chromatin binding. The record is from RefSeq and is a predicted model, not a curated record. The transcript has a single exon. NCBI's taxonomy places the organism in Eukaryota, Metazoa, Arthropoda, Insecta, Diptera, Culicidae.
CCCACCCCUGCACUGAAGAAAAGAGACGCCAGUAAAAAUCGUCGACUGAAAACAAAUCUAGAUUCAGCAUCAGAAAUUAGCGAGUUUUCCGCAAAAUCUCACCUUGCUCAUGUUUUAAACAAUGUCCAAUCGAACCGCGAACCAAGAGGACAGUAACGAGGCCCCAUAUGUCGUAGAGAAAGUUUUGGAUCGUCGAAUAACUUCCGCAGGUAAAAUCGAGUACUACCUCAAGUGGAAGGGUUAUUCAGAGGUAGACAAUACCUGGGAGCCUGAGGAAAACCUGGACUGCCCGGAGCUGAUAGCCAAGUACGAAGAAGCUCGCCGACAGAAGGAGUUCAAGGAAGCAAAGCGGAAGUCAGCCAAAAAGAAGCUGGAGGAAAUCAGCAAAGCACGCGGCUAUGACCGAAAUCUGCCACUGCUGCGUAUUGUCGGUGCCACGGAUUGUGGCGGUGAAUUAAUGUUCCUGGUGCAAUGGCAUGGUACCGAUGAAAUGGACAUUCUACAGGCUGCCACGGUAAACGAAAGGGACCCUCAAGUGGUAAUCGAGUACUACGAAUCGAAAAGUAAGAUUGUUGAAAAGGCCAAAGAACGAGCCAAGUUCGCCGCGUAUGAGGAAGAGCGCCCGGAAGUGGUCGAAGAUGAGUUCCAAACUAUUUCGGGCACUGAAAUUCCCAGCGCCGAGUUGGAGCAGUUGAUAGAAGCAUAGUGUGACGAAUCCAGUAUCGAUAAUCUACUUUAUGAAGAAGAGUUUAUUCAGCACAAAUAAAUAAUAUUGGCAUGAAAUAAGUAUCGAAAUGGAAGAAGAUAAAGCUUUUAGUUUAUUUUGAA